Molecule: messenger RNA, 1334 nt
Organism: Jatropha curcas
Lineage: Eukaryota; Viridiplantae; Streptophyta; Magnoliopsida; Malpighiales; Euphorbiaceae
Product: abscisic acid receptor PYL4
Biological process (GO): abscisic acid-activated signaling pathway
Cellular component (GO): cytoplasm; nucleus
Molecular function (GO): protein phosphatase inhibitor activity; signaling receptor activity; abscisic acid binding
Source: RefSeq, a predicted model, not a curated record
UCUAUCUCUUAAAUCUGUAAGAAAACAUCAAACCAAUCCAAGUGGACAUAAAGCAAACUAAACAAAUAUAUUAAAUCUCUCAAUUAAUUUCUUUUCUUCUUUAUCUCUCUUAUCUGUCUCUUUACAUAUAUAUAUACCUUCCUCCCAUGUCUUGCGCAUGAAUUAAUCUUUAACCCUAAAAUCUCUUUUCAAGAAACCAACCCAAACCUUACCAACAAACUAUUCAAGAAAAUAUGCCUGCUGCCUCGCUACAACUCCAAAGAACCGCCACCGCCACCACCGCCACCACCACCGCCUCAGCAACUGCCUUCUCUUGCCACAAACAGUGUCAAACCAUUCGGGUCCCUCUUUCUUUCGAUAAUAUCACUAUUUCUGUGCCGGACUACAUUCUUUUCUACCAUACCCGUACGGUCGGCCCAAACCAGUGCUGCUCCGUCAUCGUCAAGACAAUAAAUGCACCCGUCUCCACCGUCUGGUCGGUGGUUCGCCGUUUCGAUAACCCUCAAGCUUAUAAACACUUCGUCAAGAGUUGUCACUUGAUCAACGGAGAUGGUGAUGUAGGCACUCUCCGAGAAGUACGAGUGGUGUCCGGACUUCCAGCCGAGUCAAGCACAGAGAGACUGGAGAUUCUUGACGAUGAACGCCAUGUGUUCAGCUUUAGAGUGAUCGGAGGCCACCACCGGUUAAAUAAUUACCAGUCAGUAACAACCCUCCACGCUUCACCGAACGGAAACGGUACGGUCGUUAUUGAGUCAUACGUAGUUGAUAUACCGACAGGAAAUACAAAGGAAGAUACAUGUGUUUUUGUUGGUACAAUUGUUAGGUGCAAUUUGGAAUCAUUGGCUCAGACAGCUGAAAAUAUGGUGAAAAAUAGCAAGAUUAUAUAAAUAUUUAUAAUCUUGAUUAUUGAUUUUUAAAUGGGUUUUUAAAAUCAAAAUUUUUUGUUUUCAAUUUCGGCUUUGAUUUGGAUCAUCUUGAUUAUCAAUGCCUAAAUUGGAAAUUCUUCGAUCCAAAAAUAGUUGUACUUGAAGGUGUUUUAUAAUAUUUUGAUAUUAUGAUAACUUUGUUUUCCUUCAAGAUACACUACAUUAGUACACAACUCUAUUUUGAAUCUUUAAUCCUAUAUAUGUUUUAUGUUUCUUGAUCUUCAUUUCUUUUACUGUUUAGGUUUUUAUGUUGUUUUUUUCUUCUUGUUUAAUUUUGUACGAUGGAGAGGAUGUCAGUUAAUGUGUCUGUAAGUAUUGUGUCUAGAUUUACUCUUCUCUUCCUUCUUGUAUGUAUUUCCUUCUGUUGAGACUUAAAGAUUAUUAAUUAUAUAUUUAUUUUUGUCAUAA